AUGGUCCAACCAGGUUGCCACGACAAGCAGGCCCGUCGCAUCGAAAAGCGGCAGCCUGUGAAGCAAACGGAGCUUUGCGCGUUCUUCGCCGCUGGGAAGUGCACCCGUGGGAGCCGCUGCACCUUUGCUCACGGCACCGCCCAGCUACGCCCACGCCCCGACCUCUACAAGACAAGGCUUUGCUCCUCAUGGGCCCUGCUGCAGCGCUGUCCUUACGGCGAAAGCUGCACGCAUGCCCACGGUGAAGAAGAGCUACGCGCAGUCGGCGCCUUUCCAGAUCUGGAGGCGCGAGAGCUGAUCAAGGAGGCGUCCUCCACGGCAUCCGGAGACUGCGGAUCUGAGCUCUCUCUGUCAUCGGCGGUGACGCAGUUUGGCUUGCCGAAGGCCAACGAUCACACGAUAAGGUAUGCCGAAUACAAUUCCCUUCUUGACAUUGACGCCGACUACCCAAUCACGACUCCCGACUACCUUCCGGCCCCAUGGAGUGGCUUUCAGCAUCAACAGCCGGCCACUGUGCAGGCCAACAUGCAGGCGAUGCAAUUCUUCCCUCGUCAAGCCGAAGUCUUGAGCUUGUAG
Symbiodinium sp. CCMP2592 is the source of this 576-nucleotide messenger RNA. Lineage: Eukaryota; Dinophyceae; Suessiales; Symbiodiniaceae. The record is from the annotation of a GenBank genome assembly.